AACCCAACACUUGCAACUUUGAAGUUCAAAUCACUCGGAUCAAAAUUCAAUAUCAAGUUAGAAAAAAAAUUACUGGAAAUAUGAGGACAGUUGGUUUAAUAGUAUCUAUAUUGGUUAGCUUUGUAUUAGUUGCUUCGGCUGCCAACUUUUACCAUGAGUUUGAUGUUACUUGGGGAGAUGGUAGGGGUAAGAUACUGAACAACGGCCAGCUUCUUACUCUCACCAUGGACAAAUUUUCUGGCUCAGGUUUCCAAUCCAAGAAUGAGUAUCUCUUUGGGAAGAUUGAUAUGCAGCUUAAGCUUGUUCCAGGCAACUCUGCUGGCACUGUUACUGCGUACUAUCUACGUUCACAAGGGUCGAGUUGGGAUGAAAUCGACUUUGAAUUCUUGGGGAACCUUAGCGGUCAGCCUUACAUAGUUCACACCAACGUAUUUAGCCAGGGAAAAGGUGACAGAGAGCAACAGUUUUACCUUUGGUUCGACCCCACUAAAGAUUUCCAUACCUACUCUGUUCUUUGGAACCCCCAACGUAUUAUCUUAUCUGUUGAUGGCAUUCCAAUUAGAGAGUUUAAGAAUUUGGAGUCAACUGGCGUUCCAUUCCCAAAGAACCAGCCCAUGAGAAUAUACUCCAGUCUCUGGAACGCCGAUGACUGGGCUACUCGAGGUGGCCUUAUCAAGACAGACUGGAGCAAAGCUCCUUUCACAGCUUCUUACAGAAACUUCAAGGCUGAUGCUUGUGUCUGGUCUUCAGGCAAAUCUUCUUGUUCUUCAAGCUCACGGUCUAGAUACACUUGGCUGACACAAGAACUCGAUAUAACAAGCCAACAAAGGCUCAAAUGGGUUCAGAAAAAUUACAUGAUUUACAACUACUGCAGGGACACCAAGCGAUAUCCUCAGGGCCUCCCUAAAGAAUGCACUGCACAGUAAUAAAGCCUAAAGAUAGAAUUGUUUAAAGCCUUGGUUGUAAUUAUAAAUUCACCAACGUUAUUUUCUGUCCCGUGCCUAUUAGUGUUUCUGGUAUUUUUGUUUUAUUCUAUGUUUUUUAACCUGUAACGUAAGCUCAAUAAUGUUUAUAUUUGAAUAUUAUAUUGUCUGCUCUGUUUUCUAGUUCUACUAUGAAAAUUAUUGGUUCUUCAUCCUUA
Durio zibethinus is the source of this 1141-nucleotide messenger RNA. Its product is annotated as putative xyloglucan endotransglucosylase/hydrolase protein 23. Gene Ontology annotation, molecular function: hydrolase activity, hydrolyzing O-glycosyl compounds; xyloglucan:xyloglucosyl transferase activity. Lineage: Eukaryota; Viridiplantae; Streptophyta; Magnoliopsida; Malvales; Malvaceae. Gene Ontology annotation, biological process: cell wall biogenesis; xyloglucan metabolic process. The record is from RefSeq and is a predicted model, not a curated record. Gene Ontology annotation, cellular component: apoplast; cell wall.